GCUGCAGGAAGCGAACAGCUGCUGCCUUCACUGACGGAGAGUUUCCGGGUUUGCUCCGGUUCCUUCUUUGAUUUGAACCCGGCGGUCUGUGACGUUGAUCAGGUCGCUCACCUGACGCACCUGCUGCCAGAGGACAGGUAAGGCGGCGGCCAUGAUCCCGCUGUGAGGCAGCAGGUGGACAUGGGGAAGGGCUGUAAGGUGGUGGUGUGCGGCCAGGCGGCGGUGGGGAAGACAGCCAUCCUGGAGCAGCUGCUCUAUGGGAACCACUGUGUAGGCUCAGAGUCCAGUGAGACCCAGGAGGACGUGUACGUGGCCUCGGUGGAAACGGACCGAGGCGUGAAGGAGCAGCUGAGGCUUUAUGACACCAAAGGACUGCAGGACAGCCAGGACCUGCCCAAGCACUACUACUCUGUGGCAGACGGCUUCGUUCUGGUCUACAGCGUGGACAGCCUGGAGUCCUUCCAGAGGGUGGACGUCCUGAAGAAGGAGAUCGACAGGUCCAGGGACAAGAAGGAGGUGACCAUCAUCGUCCUGGGCAACAAAAGUGACCUGAGCGAGCUGCGGCAAGUGGAGCAGGAGGCGGCGCAGCAGUGGGCGCGUUCUGAGAAGGUGAAGCUGUGGGAGGUGAGCGUCACGGACCGCGGUUUGCUGCUGGAACCCUUCAUCCAGCUGACCAGCCGCCUCACCCAGCCGCAGAGCAAGUCCGCCUUCCCUCUGCCGGGACGCAAGAGCAAAGGCACCGCCUCCAAUGACAUCUGAGCCAGAACCGAUCGGACCGGAACGCCUGAGGCUGCUCCUCUGCUGCAACAAGAACCAGUGCAAUCUAGAACCCUCCAUUAGGUAGAACCCAAAAUUAGUGGGUAGAACCCGACAUUAGCUGGUAGAACCCGACAUUAGCUGGUAGAACCCGUCAUUAGCUGGUAGAACCCGACAUUAGCUGGUAGAACCCGACAUUAGCUGGUAGAACCCGACAUUAGCUGGUAGAACCCGACAUUAGAGGGUAGAACCCGUCAUUAGCUGGUAGAACCCGACCUUAGCGGGUAGAACCCGACAUUAGCUGGUAGAACCC
Molecule: messenger RNA, 1069 nt
Organism: Cyprinodon tularosa
Lineage: Eukaryota; Metazoa; Chordata; Actinopteri; Cyprinodontiformes; Cyprinodontidae
Gene: nkiras1
Product: NFKB inhibitor interacting Ras-like 1
Exons: 3
Coding region: 181-759 (192 amino acids)
Biological process (GO): canonical NF-kappaB signal transduction
Molecular function (GO): GTPase activity; GTP binding
Source: RefSeq, a predicted model, not a curated record